UCCUUUCGUCUUUUCAUUUUACUCCUCAUUCUUCUCUGCUCUCUUCUCUCUCUUCCCCCACGAAGGAGGGAUGGAGAUAACAAAGAAACCAAAUAUACCAAUGUGUCUUGUCUUAGAUUAUUCUUCCAGGCCCUUCAUGACUCUCUUGUUCACCGUCCUCCUCUUCUUAACCGGCCUAGCUUCAGCGGCUCCCAUCGGUGGUGGCCCAACCGCUGGUUUUAAACCGGCUGAUGACAUUCUCAUUGAUUGUGGGAGCAAGUCUUCAACCAAAACUCCUGAAGGUAGAGUCUUCAAGAGUGACUCAGAGACGGUUCAGUAUAUAGAAGCCAAAGACGACAUUCAGGUCUCUGCUCCGCCUUCAGAUAAACUCACUUCUCCUAUCUACCUAACCGCUAGGAUCUUCCGCGAAGAAGCAAUUUACAAGUUCCAUUUGACCAGACCUGGUUGGCAUUGGGUUCGUCUCCAUUUCUUUGCCUUUCCCAAUGACAAGUUUGAUCUCGAGCAAGCAACUUUCUCUGUUUUAUCAGAGAAGUACGUCUUGCUUCACAACUUUAAACUAAGUAACAACAACAAUAAUGAUAGCCAAGCCAUUGUUCAGAAGGAGUACCUCGUCAACAUGACCGAUGCUCAGUUCGCCCUUAGGUUCAAACCUAUGAAAGGUUCCGCAGCGUUCAUCAACGGUAUAGAACUUGUGUCAGCUCCAGACGAACUCAUCUCUGAUGCUGGCACUUCUCUUUUCCCUGUCAAGGGCUUUUCGGGUCUGUCUGAGUACGCGUACCAGUCGGUUUACAGGGUUAAUGUUGGUGGUCCUUUGAUUACACCACAUAAUGACACACUAGGAAGAACCUGGACACCUGACAAAGACUACUUGAAAGAUCCUAAUCUGGCUCACGAUGUCAAAACAACCCCUACAGCGAUCAAGUAUCCUCCUGAAGUUACACCGCUGAUUGCGCCACAGACGGUUUACGCUACAGCCGCAGAGAUGGCUGAUUCUCAAACCAUAGAUCCUAACUUCAAUGUCACAUGGAACUUCCCAUCAAACCCAUCAUUUCACUACUUCGUUCGUCUUCAUUUCUGUGACAUCAUCAGCAAGUCACUUAAUGACCUCUACUUCAACGUUUACAUCAAUGGCAAGACCGCCAUCUCCGGGCUGGAUUUGUCCACUCUAGCUGGCGAUCUUUCUGCUCCUUACUACAAAGACAUUGUGGUGAACUCGACUCUUAUGAAAUCUGAGCUUCAGGUCCAGAUUGGUCCCAUGGGAGAAGACACUGGGAGAAAGAACGCAAUCUUGAACGGAGUCGAGGUCCUGAAGAUGAGCAACUCAGUGAACAGUCUUGAUGGAGAAUUUGGAGUUGAUGGUAAAAGAGCGAGUAUGGGGAAGCAAGGGAUGGUUGCAACUGCAGGUUUUGUGAUGAUGUUUGGAGCUUUCGUAGGUCUUGGAGCAAUGGUUUACAAGUGGAAGAAGAGACCACAAGAUUGGCAGAAGAGAAACAGUUUCUCUUCUUGGUUACUACCAAUACACUCUGGUGACAGUACCUUCAUGACAAGCAAAACCGGUUCUCACAAAUCCAACUUGUACAAUUCCACGCUUGGCCUCGGACGCUUGUUCUCUCUCUCGGAGCUUCAAGAAGUCACAAAGAACUUCGAUGCAUCAGAGAUCAUCGGUGUUGGUGGAUUUGGAAACGUUUACAUCGGUACCAUCGAUGAUGGAACUCAAGUCGCCAUCAAACGAGGCAAUCCACAGUCAGAGCAAGGGAUCACAGAGUUCCACACAGAGAUUCAAAUGCUAUCUAAGCUUAGACACAGACACUUAGUCUCCUUGAUUGGAUACUGCGACGAGAACUCAGAGAUGAUCCUCGUCUACGAAUACAUGUCCAAUGGUCCUUUCAGAGACCAUCUCUAUGGAAAAAACCUUUCUCCUUUGACAUGGAAACAACGACUAGAGAUCUGCAUAGGAGCUGCUCGAGGGCUUCACUAUUUGCACACAGGAACUGCUCAAGGCAUUAUCCAUCGUGACGUCAAAUCCACUAACAUUCUGCUUGAUGAAGCUUUAGUUGCUAAAGUAGCUGACUUUGGCCUCUCCAAAGACGUUGCCUUCGGACAGAAUCAUGUCAGUACGGCCGUGAAAGGUAGUUUCGGGUAUUUAGACCCGGAAUACUUCAGGAGACAACAACUCACAGACAAAUCCGAUGUUUAUUCUUUUGGUGUUGUUCUUCUAGAAGCUCUAUGUGCAAGACCAGCCAUUAAUCCGCAGCUUCCAAGGGAACAGGUCAACUUAGCUGAAUGGGCUAUGCAAUGGAAACAAAAAGGGUUGCUCGAAAAGAUCAUCGACCCUCAUCUCCUUGGAACUGUGAAUCCUGAAUCUAUGAAAAAGUUUGCAGAAGCUGCAGAGAAGUGUUUAGCAGAUUACGGUGUUGAUAGACCAACAAUGGGAGAUGUAUUGUGGAACUUAGAAUAUGCUCUCCAGCUUCAAGAAGCUUUUUCUCAGGGAAAAGCUGAGGCUGAGGAGGUUGAGACCGCUAAGCCCAUGGCUGCUGCUGCUGCACCGCCUUCACCUGCUGCCACCACCGCGGCAACAAGUGAACGUCCGGUUUCUCAGACUGAAGAGAAGGAUGACUCAACAGUGGACCAACACUCUGGAACGGCCAUGUUUACUCAGUUUGCUAGCCUCAACGGAAGAUAAGCUAAGCAUUUCCACCAAACCAAACGGUGUGAAAAGUUAGAAAAAGAAAAACCUUAAGGUACUCUGUCUGUCUCACAUAGUUUGAUGUUUUAGAGAAUAAUCUUUGUCUCUCAAAGAUUGAUGUUCUGAAUAUUUUUAAUAUAUUUUUGUUUUAAUAAUUACUGAUGUUAUAGAGUGUAUGGAGUGGGAAAAUA
Messenger RNA from Camelina sativa (false flax), 2877 nucleotides. The record is from RefSeq and is a predicted model, not a curated record. NCBI's taxonomy places the organism in Eukaryota, Viridiplantae, Streptophyta, Magnoliopsida, Brassicales, Brassicaceae.